Messenger RNA from Aspergillus oryzae RIB40, 1974 nucleotides. RefSeq lists its product as uncharacterized. Gene Ontology annotation, molecular function: oxidoreductase activity; copper ion binding. Lineage: Eukaryota; Fungi; Ascomycota; Eurotiomycetes; Eurotiales; Aspergillaceae. The transcript has 5 exons. Bases 1 to 1974 code for a protein of 657 amino acids. The record is from RefSeq and is a predicted model, not a curated record.
AUGUCUGUUCUUAGGGCUGUCACAGCCUUCUUCAUAUGGCUCGGCCUAGUGCAGGCCAAGCUGGUCCGCGAGACACUAGAGUUCACCUGGGGCGUUGGCUCCCCCGAUGAUGUCCCGCGCCAAAUGAUUCUCACUAAUGGGAAGUAUCCAGGGCCUGACUUGGUGUUUGACGAGGAUGACGAUGUCGAGGUAUUUCUAAACCGGGCAAACCUGCAUACGGUAGUCAUUGACAAGCUUGACCUAGAUACAUGUCAUCAAUCACAUGCCGUUCAAUACGACAGUCCACUGGCACGGUCAAUCGUGAGAUACUGCCGAUACUCACUUUCUGAAACGCGACUAAUUAGAAUAUUAUGUAGAAUGGAAUCCGCUCCGUGGUCUGACGGUGUCCCAGGGCUGUCGCAAGCGCCCAUUCAGCCGAAUUCAUCUUUCGUAUACAAGUUCAAAGCUUCCCCAGCAGGGACGUUCUGGUACCAUUCGCACUUCAAAAAUGUGAUGCAGGAUGGGCAAGUGGGAGCUCUUUAUAUUCGCCACAAGCCCGACACUCCCCGGCCAUACUCGAUGAUCGCCCAAGAUGCCACCGAAGUAGCCCAGAUGCAGCACGCGGAAGCCAACUCAAACCUGGUUCUAAUAACCGACUGGACUCAUUUCACCGCCAAGGAAUACUUUCAGGCCGAGAUUGAUUCGGGCUUGAAUCUCUUUUGUGUUGACAGUAUCCUCGUAAACGGCAAAGGUUCCGUUUAUUGCCCGGGAGCUGAGUAUAUGCAAUCACUCAUUGGCCCCCAGAUCGCGUUGGUGCUGGAAGGGACGAAUCUGACCGACCGAGGAUGCUUGGUACCCAGUUUACACAAUGUUCAGGGAAGCUGGCCAAACCAGAAGCCUGAUGCUGUCCCAUCCUCAAUGCACAACAACUGCACCCCGUCGGAUGGUGGGGUGCCUAUAAUCGAGGUUGAUGCGAAGGACGGAUGGGCGAGUCUGAACUUCAUUGGGGCACAAGCGCAAAAAGGAACCACUUUCUCGGUAGACAACCAUCCAAUGUGGAUAUAUGAGGUAGACGGUCAAUUCGUGGAACCACGUCAGUACGAGAUGGUUGGAAUGUACAACGGUGCUAGGUACUCGGCUCUUGUCAAGUUGAACCAGACACCAGGAGAUUAUGCGAUUCGAAUUACGGACAAUGGAGGCGACCAGGUCAUAAGCGGCUAUGCUAUCCUUUCCUACCGUGCAGCAAAUACGACGGAGAAUGGGACUCGACCGCAAGCACAAAUUGGCCCUACGACCAAGGGAUACAUUGACUACGCGGGACAGAACACAUCUGCUAGCGUAAGGCACCUAAAUUACACAACGAACCUCCCAGCGUUCAAUGUUCCCCUGCCACCGGCAUUUGCGGACCUUACCCUGAAAACCAACAUGACACGUGUGAACAGUUCGUAUCAAUGGUCUAUAGGGAACGGAGUUCUGUACGAGCCUGAAGUCACAGCAGAUACACCACUCAUGUUCGAGAAACAGCCACUGGAUGUGAUACCAUCAAACUUCACGCUCCAAACACUCAACAACACCUGGGUAGACAUUAUCAUCCAAAUUAUAUCCGACCCAGAAAUGGACCCCAUCCAUCCACCCCACCCCAUUCACAAGCACGGCAACCGCGCCUAUAUCAUUGGGGAUGGAAUGGGCGUCUUCAAUUGGUCGACUGUCUACGAAGGAAUGCUCGAGAGACCUGACCUGUUUUACCUUAACAAGCCCGCAUUACGGGAUACAUUCGUGACGAACACCCUCACCGCAGCCUUGGACGGUGGAGUAUGGAUAGCGAUCCGAUACCAUGUCAGCGGGCCAUUCCCCUCGCUGCUUCAUUGUCAUAUCACGACGCACCAGGAAGGCGGAAUGGCCUUGGCCCUUCUUGAUGGCAUCGACGUAUGGUCUGAGCUACCUACAGCGGCAGAGGUGGUGAGACUGCAGAAUGCAGAUGGACCCGUAGGAUGA